This is a messenger RNA of Miscanthus lutarioriparius, 276 nucleotides long. Lineage: Eukaryota; Viridiplantae; Streptophyta; Magnoliopsida; Poales; Poaceae. The record is from the annotation of a GenBank genome assembly.
AUGUAUCCCUCGUUGGAGACGCCAGACUUCACGCGCGACUACUUCCCGUACAUCGUGAGGGAGAAGGUGGCGCGAGGCGAGGUCUUCGAGGCCGUGGACGCCGCCAUGGCGCCCGUGGACGACGACGAGGAGGCGGUGAAGGCGGUGCUCAAGGUGGCGCUCUGUUGCAUCCAGAACCAGCGGGAGAUGAGGCCCACCAUUCAGACUGUUGUGGAUAUGCUUGAAGGCCGGGUCGCCGUUGAUCUCCCGCCGGAGAACCGCCAUCAUCUGCUCUGA